This is a messenger RNA of Athalia rosae (coleseed sawfly), 1996 nucleotides long. RefSeq names its product armadillo repeat-containing protein 7-like. Lineage: Eukaryota; Metazoa; Arthropoda; Insecta; Hymenoptera; Athaliidae. The record is from RefSeq and is a predicted model, not a curated record. The coding region runs from base 1406 to 1996 and encodes 196 amino acids. The transcript has 3 exons.
UAUACGUAUGAACGUAUGAAUGAACUCUGCAAACUGAGACGAGGGGGUAAAAGAGAAGAAGAUGAAAAGAGGCUGGGCUCAUGCGUCUAAUGAGUAUGACAAUCAGCGAAAUACGUGCUCCGGUGUUCCGUUAGCUUCAUUGGACAUAUACGUGCAACCCGAGACCCGCGUCCUUCUCUUUGCUUUUUCUCCCAUUAAUCUGAAUACUCCUUUUUUUUUCAUAAUUAUAUUUUAUUUCUCUUUUCUUAUUACGUUGCCACAGCGUAAUCGGUAUUUCAGGAAUUUGAAAACUUGACUCAUCUUCACGGAAUCGGAGAUACGCACGUUAGGAUCCUACCAUUUUUAUUUAUACAAGAGCAUGCUUUUUGUUCCUUCUUUUCUUGACCAUCUUAGGGUCGACGCUGCGGCAAAUUUAUGUAUAAUUAUCGUAAUCAUCGGGACGAAAUUUUCUCACGACUUUAUAUUGUACACUCACGGCUACAAUUUGUAAAUUAUGCUUACAUCAUGUUUCACAGAAUAUCUUAAUUGAGAUAAGAAGAGCACCUUUGCACUCUGUUUUUGUUUGUCAUUAUAGAUGUGUAUGUGCCAGGAGCAGCUGUAAUGCGCAAAUCGUACAUUUGGCCACCUGCCAAAAAGUAUUCCUCGACUGCAACACGUCGUGGAUAUCUCCUGAAAUGGAAAUUGGUAAAUAAUGUAAAUUCGACGUUUAAUUUCUUAAGUAAAUAAUAUCACAUCUUAAUGAAGGGAAAUGGCAUCCAUUGUUUUGAACCAUAGGUCAAGUAGUGUUAACUUAGGGAUACCAAUUACAUUAUUCAGUAUUUCCUCGUCGGAUCGUUCGAGACAUCCGCUGCUCAAAGUUACCUUGUAAGUUUCACGGCCAGAUAAACACUUCACAUAAACAACAGCCAGAAUAUCGCGACUGUUAUUGUAAUGCUGAAAUAUCCAGAAAAGCCUUAAUACUUCAAUGAGUUUAAUUACCGGCUCGAAAAGUUUUCUCCGGCCGUAAUUUGGAAGCUUUUGAGAGAAUCAAUUCCAAGAUUCUAAAUCGUGGUAAACCGGGCGUAAAUUUGGUGUCAAAAGAUCACGAAUGUUUGGGUGGAACAGAAAAAUGUGUAAAGAUCUAAUCAAAUAUCCAAAUUGAAAAGAAAAUAUACAUCAGUGAGCAAACAUCAUUAUUUAAUACGCCGACAAUGGAGCACGCGGUAGGAUCUGUCGACGAAAUUUUAAUUUGAAUAGGUUGGCAUAAAGCUCGCGAGAGAGAGCUUUACCACCGCGCGAUCGCGGCAGCUGAUUCAACCGUUAUACUUCGUCUGCUACAACAGGUGACGACGAAAUGUCAAAAUUAAAAACAAAAAUCGUCGGAGAUUCAGAAGAUUAAAAGAGAGUUGAGGAUAAUAACUUACCAAUGUUUACGACCAAGCAGAAACUCAUAGAACGGACAGGGAAAAAUAAAAUUGGCCGAUUUGAAUUCCUCAAACUCCUCGUCGAGGAAUUCAGAACGUCGAAAUCAAAAGAAGCAAAGACUCAAGUCUUAGCUAAUUUGGCAAAUUUUGCCUAUGAUCCUUUAAACUACGAGUAUCUCCGUCAACUACGAGUCAUCGAUCUUUUUCUCCACUUACUUUCCGGAGAUAAUAAGGAAUUCGUUCGCUUUGCUAUUGGAGGGAUCUGCAAUUUGUGUUUAGAUCCAGAAAAUAAAGAAUACAUCAACCAUAGCCAUGGUCCACAGAUAAUAUCUUCCCUUUUAACAUCCACUGACGAAGAAACUAUUUUAUCGGUCAUUACCACGCUGAUGUUCUUAAUGACCCCAAAUUCCAAUCCGCUUAUAAACAGCCCCGAGACUAUACACUCUAUGUUAUGUUUCUCAGAGGAUUCAAACCCAAGAAUACGAAAUUUAGCCUCAAUAUUUCUCAAGGACUACUGUUCUGAGGUAGAAGUUGAAAAAGUUAAACUUAAUCCGCCCGCUAUAUCAGUGUCUGAAAUUCCACUGCCACGCUAG